AUACUUCGUCGCCUCUUGCCAUACUGUAAUUACUAUUAGAAGUCCAAGUCAAGUUAUUACCUAUUAUUUAAAACGUAUAGCAACUAGCAAUAAUUGUACCGUUUCAUCAAAAACUAAAUUUCAAUCUUUACGGUCGUCCCAAUUACGAAGAAUUUACAAUUUACAUCCUCUUUGACUAGCAUUAGAGAAUAGAGAUGCCAUGUCAAAAGUCUGUAAAUAGUUCAUAGCCAGAUUUAUCAUACCUACUAAGUUAAACUGACUUUAUAUCUGACUCUGAGUUCUAACUAAUAAUCAUCUUGAAUAAGAUUCUUGUUCAUAUGAACGCGUUGUAAAUAAAUUUUAAGAAUAGGAAGUAUAUUGUAAAAAUUAAGAUGAGUACCACAAAUAACAUGCCACAUGUUGAUCGUGAAUUGGACUUGUCAAAUACAGGAAGAGGUGUUUGGCUUGUGAAGGUGCCAAAGUAUAUAGCAACUAAAUGGGAUAAGGCUCCUGGUGACAUUGAAGUAGGAAAAUUGAAAAUUUCCCGAAUGCCUGGUCAAAAAGCUCAAGUUCAGUUGUCUUUAUCAGAAGCUCUUCUGUGUCUAAAUGAACCUGGUGAACAAAGUAUACCCAAAGAACAUAGAUUGGACGUAUCUAAUGUAACAAGACAAUCUUUGGGUGUCUUUUCACAUGUAGUGCCUGCAGUAACAGAUUCUGUUAUUCCUGAGUCAGAGAAACUUUAUAUGGAAGGAAGGAUUGUUCAAAAACUAGAAUGUAGGCCUUAUGAAGAUCCUUUAUACUAUAAACUUAAGUCUGAAUCUAUUAGAAAAGCAUCUAUGCCACAACGACAAGUGCAGCAGUUGGAGAGAAUUGUUCAAAACUUCAAGCCAGUCUCAGAUCAUAAACACAAUAUUGAAUAUCAAGAGAAGAAAAAGGCUGAAGGCAAGAAAGCUCGUGAUGAUAAAGAAGCAGUGCUUAAUGUACUUUUCGCUGCAUUUGAAAAGCAUCAGUAUUAUAAUAUUAAGGACUUGCAAAAGAUAACAAAACAACCAAUAGUAUACUUAAAGGAAAUUUUGAAGGAAGUAUGUAAUUAUAACUUAAAGAAUCCACAUAAGAACAUGUGGGAAUUGAAACCAGAGUACAGACAUUACAAACAAGACAUUCCUGUUGAGACCAAAGAAGACAAGCAGAGUUCUGACAGUGAUUAGUUUGACUAAAAAUAUUUAGUACCAUAUACAUGUUACUAUAUGAAAAGAUGUCACAUUAUGUAAUGUGAACCUUACUUAGUCUGUGAUACUCUUUGUUUAUUAAAAUGAUGAAAUUU
This is a messenger RNA of Leptidea sinapis, 1303 nucleotides long. It is a transcript of the gene TfIIFbeta, whose product is annotated as general transcription factor IIF subunit 2. Gene Ontology annotation, cellular component: transcription factor TFIIF complex. Gene Ontology annotation, biological process: transcription initiation at RNA polymerase II promoter; transcription by RNA polymerase II. Lineage: Eukaryota; Metazoa; Arthropoda; Insecta; Lepidoptera; Pieridae. The transcript is spliced from 4 exons. Bases 372 to 1187 code for a protein of 271 amino acids. The record is from RefSeq and is a predicted model, not a curated record.